AUGUUCGCGGCACGGCAAAAGGGGAUCGCUUUCGCCGUGCGUUCGCGUUGGUUUGUAAGCUGGCGGGCGUCGAAAGGGAAGCCCCCAGCCGGCGGAGUUGGAAAUCAUUUUCGGUCGGCUGAGCUGUGUUUUCGCGUUGCGUGCAGACACCUCGGGGCGCGGGUGCUAGGCGCUAAUACGUGGAGGUGGGCGGCGCACCUCCUCGGCUCCUGGUACGCGUGCGGUGAAUACCGCGGCGCCCUGCAGGCGGGCGCGCCACUAAUUCCGUUGAAACUCUCCGCGCUUAUGCUCGCCUGG
This is a messenger RNA of Iphiclides podalirius (scarce swallowtail), 297 nucleotides long. NCBI's taxonomy places the organism in Eukaryota, Metazoa, Arthropoda, Insecta, Lepidoptera, Papilionidae. The record is from the annotation of a GenBank genome assembly.